Molecule: messenger RNA, 3493 nt
Organism: Fukomys damarensis (Damara mole-rat)
Lineage: Eukaryota; Metazoa; Chordata; Mammalia; Rodentia; Bathyergidae
Gene: Rab9b
Product: RAB9B, member RAS oncogene family
Exons: 2
Coding region: 109-714 (201 amino acids)
Biological process (GO): retrograde transport, endosome to Golgi; Rab protein signal transduction
Cellular component (GO): late endosome; lysosome; phagocytic vesicle
Molecular function (GO): GTPase activity; GTP binding
Source: RefSeq, a predicted model, not a curated record
AACUUCCCCAAAAAGAAUAAAGCUGCAACAGGAAAAAGAGAAAAAUUGCAAGAAAAACUCAACUGGGUUCGCUUGAUUAUAAACUCCUCCCUGUUUGGUGCUGCAACAAUGAGUGGGAAGUCCUUACUCUUAAAGGUCAUUCUCUUGGGUGAUGGUGGAGUUGGGAAAAGCUCACUUAUGAACCGUUAUGUAACUAAUAAGUUUGACUCCCAGGCUUUUCACACCAUAGGGGUAGAGUUCUUAAAUCGAGAUCUGGAGGUAGAUGGACGCUUUGUAACCCUCCAGAUCUGGGACACUGCAGGGCAGGAACGUUUCAAGAGCCUUAGAACACCCUUCUACAGGGGAGCAGAUUGCUGCCUCUUGACCUUCAGUGUGGAUGACCGGCAGAGCUUUGAGAAUCUAGGUAACUGGCAAAAAGAAUUCAUCUACUAUGCAGAUGUGAAAGACCCUGAGCACUUCCCCUUUGUAGUUCUGGGUAACAAGGUAGACAAAGAAGAUAGGCAAGUGACUACUGAGGAGGCACAAGCCUGGUGCAUGGAGAAUGGUGAUUACCCUUACCUAGAAACUAGUGCCAAAGAUGAUACUAAUGUGACAGUGGCCUUUGAAGAAGCUGUCAGGCAGGUAUUGGCUGUAGAGGAACAGCUGGAACAUUGCAUGUUAGGUCAUACCAUUGACUUGAAUAGUGGCUCCAAAGCAAGUUCUUCAUGCUGUUAAAAACAAGGAGCCUUUAAAAAAUGUGCUCCAAAUUGGACAGGGCAGAGGUGUAAGAAUUACUGUGCCCCUCUAAGUGUGCACAAACACAUUAAAAGGUAAAUAAAAGGUUCUGACUGUGAAAUAGAGCCUUUCAGAUUGAAUUUGUAGAGCGAUUAUUAAAAAGAAAAAGCUUUAUUGAGCCAAGUGUAUUUUGUGUGAUUUCUGCUAAUUUCCCUUCUUGUGUGCCUCAGGAAAUUUCAGAAAGUUUUACUCCUGAGAGGUUUAAAUAUUUUAAAAUCACUGUUGAAACCUAGAAGCCAGCUGCAUGAAGGAGUAAAGGAGCUACAGCUAUCCCUUAAAAUGUUCCACUAAUCAACUAGCAAAUGUCACUAUCAAACUCUCGCCAAGCAGUUUCUGACAUAUUUGCCAAAGGGAAAAAAAAAUAAGACUGAGCUGGGUUACAGAAAAAUAAUAAUGAAAACAAGGAUUCUUAAGCUUGAAAUAUAAAAAGGGAUGAUGAAGAAUGUAAAACCGUAAUGAUGAAAACGGAUUUAUUUAAAUUCUUACUUAUGGGUGGCUCCCAUUUGUGCUUUUCAAAACAGUAUCAUCCCAGUAAGGGAUAUUCUAAUAAUGACACUAGAAAUUUAUUGUAAUCUAUGUAUUUGAAGUCACUGGAUACUAGUGAAUGGAUUGUGCUUAAAUAUGCCAAUCACCUUUGCAAAUAAAUGGUUGGUCUGCUUUUUCCUUGUAAAUUUGCUGUUGCUGCAUAGAGAUGUUGCUUCUCUGACAACCUGUUAUCAAUUUAGCAGUGCUGCUUACUCUAUGGCUUUGGGUUCACUGCUCUCUGCUGUGGUCUACUGUGCUGGCUAAUGAAGAAGGCAUCAGAAAAGAUUGGGAGAUAACAUGUUUUUUUCACAAUGUUCCUUAAACUCAAAUAUUGUAUAAAAAGGGACUUGUUUCUUUUAUGUUGCACUGUAUAUUCAGCCAGCCAAAGUAGGACAUUGAAAAUGACAGAAAAAGAGAUUUUGUAUCAGUAUGAAUUUCUCAUAAUUAGAGUAGCCCAGCAGUAGAAUAGACUGCCUUAAUAGUGAACUCCCUUCCAGUGAAAGUAUUCACUGAUUACCAUCUGUUAAAAACAUUAUAAAAAGAAUUUGUUUACUGGCUAAAUGCUUAGUAUAAGGUCCUUUCAGCUCUAAUUUCUGUAAAUUUAUAAACAAUGCCACGUUAUAGUUAUAUUUAUCUUGAGAUAACAGCUGAGACUAUGGAGAGAGGCUUUAAAAAUUGUCAGCCUAUUCUGUGAUCAGCCUUUAACUAACAGCAACUACAUAGCUAUUUUUUUGUUUUGCACUGUGGCAGGUAAAAUCCUUAAAAUUCUUAAUCUCUGAAACAAACAUCCUGAAGAUACCAUAUUAGAACCAAAAAUGGUUUGACAAUUUUUGAUUACCAUGACUGCCAACUAUAUAGUGUAUUAUGAGUAUGAACUCUAGUUCUUGUUGAUUGUUCUAUUUGUUCUACAUAGUAUUUACUCUGUCCUUUAAAAAAUCUGUAAUAAAAACUGGGACCCAGUGUAGUGAGGGAGAGUUAGAAAUGAUCCCCAAAACAGAACUGGGUCGGGGUGGGUGGAGAGCUUUUACCGGACUACAGCCUAGAACUCUCCAUAGUAGCCACUUAUGGAAUCAGCCUUACAUGUGGGACCUUACAUGCUUUAAGAGCUCUGGGACUUUUUGGCCACAUAGAUGAGAGGAAUACAGUAUUUUAACAACCUAGUUGUACUCAAUAUUUUGAAUUAAAAUAGAAUCUUGACCCCACUGUCCAAUUAACUUUGAUGCCAGAAGUCAAAACCAGAACUGGAACCCGACAGCUCUUAAGUAUUGGUUCCUAUUCUGCCCAUGCCUAUAGCCAGCCACACUGGUUUCCACGUUCUAUAAUCAUUUUCCUGUAAUCAUGUUAUGGUGAAAAUCUAUUAUAUCAGAUCUGUUAAAUGAUAAUUAUUUUUAAGUGCAUGAGACCUGGAGCCUUCUCUUUCUACUUUCACUCUGCUUACAAUAGUUUCUAUUUGUAGAUCUCAGGCCUUUGUAAAGACCUCCAUCAAUUCACAAAAGUAUUUGUCUCCUACAGUGUCAUGUGAUCAUUUGAGUAAAAAAAAGUAUGUAGGUGUUCAAUUCAUAGACAUCCUAUCCAUCUAAGAAAAGGAUUAAUUUUAUCAUUAGAUCACUUGAAGCCCCUUUCCUUUUAGCCAUACCAUUUUUUUUCCUUUCGAAUUAAAACACAGUACAUUAAUGAGAGCACUUAACACAGAGUGAGAAAAACAACAGUAUUUUGGGAGUAACAUUAAGUUAGUGCUGACAUAGAGUUUGGAUAAGAUUAAAAAUACCAAAAGCUGAAAUUUGUGACUAUCAGGAUCUGUGAACAUAAGUUCAGUAUUGUCUGUGUACUCUAGAAUGCGCAGUGUGAUAUUUUCAAUAGAUUUUUUAAUGAAAGCUAGAUUUUUGGAGUAACAUACUUCUAUUUCAGAAGGCACUGUCUUUCAAAUAUCUGUUAAAACAUCAUACAGAAUAUUUAUUGUUUAUUUUCAUGUAUUGGCUAACUUUUGGGGGGGCCUCAGAUUCCAUUCAUCUUCAGUGGAUGAUGAAUUUCUGGUUUAUUUGUGUCUGUCUCAGCCAUCUUGACCUUAUCCCAAGGCAUUCCACAAUCCUGUUGGCGCAGGUGCUGCUAAAAAUCUCAAAAUUAUGUAUCAGAUAUUUUCUUUUGAUUGUAAAAAUAUUAUCUGUGUUGAAGUGAAUAAAAAGCGCAUUUUGAA